CGUUCCUCAUAGGUCGAUCUGGGUAACGCGCAUUUUGCGUGCGCGUGCAGGUUUCCCUAUAAUAAACAGUCAUUAUCAAUAUUAUUAUUAACGCAAACGAAAGGUCAAUCGCGAAUAUUCUUGUAGACAAGUGUGCUGUUUCUCAAUACGAUAGGCAUUUGAACUUUCUAGACUACCGUUUAAAGAGAUAUAAAAGAGACAAAAUGGCUGAGAUGGCGAUGGGCAAAGGGGUUUCUGCAGGAAAAAUAGCCAGUAACGUGCAGAAAAAAUUAACCAGGGCUCAAGAAAAGGUUCUGCAGAAACUUGGCAAGGCAGAUGAGACCAAAGACCUUGCAUUUGAAGAAGGAGUGAUUAACUUUAACAAACAGCUAGCUGAGGGCAGCAAACUGCAGAAAGAUCUGCGAGCCUAUUUGGGUGCUGUGAAAGCGAUGCACGAGUCCUCCAAACGACUGCACGAGUGCCUAGUUGAUAUGUAUGAACCAGAGUGGGAUGGAAAAGAUGAAAUGGAUUCUGUUGUAGAGGAUUCAGACCUCCUGUGGACAGAUUUUCACCAAAAACUAGUGGAUCAUGCUUUAAUCUCCAUGGACACUUACUUGGGCCAAUUUCCUGAUAUUAAGGCCCGAAUAGCGAAGCGUGACAGAAAGCUGGUGGACUAUGACAGUGCCCGUCACACAUAUGCUGCAGUUAACAAGGGCAAGAAGAAGGAAGGAGGGAUUAAAAUUUCUAAGCCUGCGACUUUGUUGGAGAGGGCCACUCCGGGAUGGGCACAAGGAAUUCUAUCUGCUCAUAAUAUCGCUCAGACCAACCUGACCAGGAGUCAGGCAGAAGAAGAGUUAGAGAGGGCACAGAAGGUAUUUGAGGAUAUCAACAUUGAUCUUCAGGAGGAGCUGCCAUCGCUUUGGAACAGUCGUGUUGGCUUCUAUGUAAACACCUUCCAGAGCGUGUCUGGUCUUGAGGAAAAGUUUCACAGAGAAAUUGGAAAGCUGAGCCAAAAUAUGUAUGAUGGACUGGUGAAACUGGAGAAUCAGGAAUUGUCCAGUGAUGGAAAUGAAGAUACCAAUCACACCCUGAGUCCAGCAGCACCAGCUAUCCCCAAGUCUCCAUCUAAGCUGAAACCUGCUGUUCCUCCACCACCUAAAGUCACUCCAUCCAAAGAUCUGAAGCAGGAUAACAUUAUUAAUCUGUUUGAUGAUGCUUCUGCUGUUGGCAUUAGUGUUACGUCUCCGACACAAUAUGACGCACCAGUUUCUAGUAAUCUUUUAGACAUGGACUUGGACUCACUGCAGGCAGCUACCACACCUGUAGCCUCUGCUUCAGCACAGAACUGGGAUUCAUGGGAGCAAACUGAAAGCCAUACUGAAGCUGCUCAGUCAUGGGAUGAUGAUGGUAGUCAGCCUGUGCUUACUGCCCCGCCUGUUUAUACUCCCUGGGAUGAUGAAGGCAGCCAACCAGUACAUGAUCCAGCUACAGAGCCCACUUGGGAUGAUGAUGGGUCCCAGCCGGUGAAGGCUGAGGGUUGGCAGAGUGAUGGGGCUCAGGCACCGGAAACUACAGUUAACACAGAACAGCCCGCAUCGACAGCAGUAACGACUACAGAGAGCACAGAAAUGCCACAAAACUUCCUGUUCAAAGUACAAGCGAUGCAUGAUUAUGCUGCCAAUGACUCAGAUGAGCUGGAGAUGAAAGCAGGAGAUGUGGUGCUUGUGGUGAUGUAUGAUAACCCAGAUGAACAGGAUGACGGUUGGUUGAUGGGGAUAAAAGAGGUUGACUGGAUUCAGAUGAAGGAUCAGGGCAAAACAGGAGUGUUUCCUGAGAACUUCACACGGAAAAUUUGAAAGCCAGGAUAUGACUUUUUGCCAUUUGCUCUUCUUUUCCUGAUUUCUUUUUUUCAUCUUCACCUUCUCUGGCUGCUCUUGGAGAAGAGAGGUAUGCGAAUUAUUACUGCGGCAACACAGGCAGCCCACAUCAUCACACGGGACUCAUGUAUAUAGUAUUCUGUUUCUGAUACACAGGGGUUAUUAGACUUUGUCAGUAUAUUGAGUAUUUGGUCUGUAUUUAAUUCAUUGAAGGCUCUCUGAAAUGUGUUGAAAUAUUGUACACAGCUUAUGUUAUAUGUCCCAGUCUGAAUAUUACACAUAUCCAUCUCAUCUUUCAAGUCAUUUCUUAUCUGACAAGUCAGAACACAACAGGAAGAUGAAUAUGUGAAGCCAGUAAAUAAUAUCUAUGAGUAAUAUUUUAUAUAAUACAGAUGAGAAAGUCUGCAUGAUAUUCCUUGAGUAGAUAUAAUCACAUCACAGCUGAGAAGCAGGAUGACUUUAGCAUUAUUUUAGGACAAUUUAGCAUUAUAUUUGGUACAGAUUCUAACUAGAAAGACCUCAAAGUACUCAAAUUUAUUGUCAUGCUAUAAAAAGCUCCUAAUAUAUGCAGCUAACCACUGACAUAUGCAGCUAAUUUAGACAGUAAGAAGCAGAUAUUCUCCUCAGGAUACUGUGCCUAGUCUGGCCCUCAGACAUUCUUAGGCAAUGUUGCCUCAUUUCUUCAUUUCUUUAUUAAAUUGUUUUAAAAUGUAUAUGUAGUAAUACACCAGAUGCCAGUGACCCCUUUUCUUGAGAUAUGUGAUUAUGCAAUAACCUAUUGACUAAACUUACUUCUUCUGCCACAAGAUUUAUUGAGAUAUUCACAUUUGUUGUGUCCGAAAGUUUCUGCUGUGAUUUGUAUUUAAUUAAUUCUAUGGUGCAUCAUUCAACCAGAAAUAUGCAUUAUAUUUGUUCAACCCUCUUUCUCAACGUUUAUAGUUUUAUUUUUAUACAUUGCGAAUAAAAUUAGAGUAAAAAAGAUCCUGGUGAGUGUGUAAAGUGCCAUGGACUGGACUCUUAGAGUGGACUGGAUUGCUUAAUAAUCCACAGGCCUCUCUGUUUUGUUGUGUUUGAGUUCUUUCUGGAUGCACAUCCUGUGUGUUAGUUCAUUUGGAACCGUAAUUUCCCUUGUGUGUCACUGUAUAUCUGAUGUAAACUUUAACCUCGUCACGAUCUGCACAGAGGAAGAGAUAAUCUAGUGCAGUGUGUUCUGAGAGAAAGUGUUGUUUUUCUUGCUUCUUAUUGAUCUUUCUUCAUUAAGACACUUCUAAUGAACAAGCAUGAAAGAACUUCAUCCAAUCAAGCGUUGGUGUGUAGUCUAAUUUUUUUUUGUAAUGCUUUAGUAAAAAUGAAAUUACAUCUCACUGAAGGAGGAUAAGUGAAUUACUGAAGCACUUGACGAAGUUCUAGUUGAUAGGAUUUGAUUAGAUUUCAUUAGAGAAAACACUUAGGGGUAGAAAACACCCUUAUUCCUCAUGUACUUCAUUAUAAGAGUGUAUGUGCUUCGAUUCUUGUGCCAGUGCAUUUGUAAAUGUGUAAACAGUGACAUUUUGUUGUGCUUCACUGAUGAAGACAUAAUAUUCUACAGUACACAUAUCUACAGUAUACACGUGACCAUUGUGUGAAUGAGAUCUAAGCAUGCUUAACUCCAUGUUCAGUGUGUAGACAUAUUCAUGUUCUCUUGUUGAGGUGGGUUUCUUGUUCAGGUCCUCUUUCUGCCUCUAAGCCAUGAAUAUUCUUCUAAAUCUGUGUAGCUUACUGUCAAGUCAGCUCUAAUAAAUGUUGAUUUAAUCCUA
This is a messenger RNA of Tachysurus fulvidraco (yellow catfish), 3652 nucleotides long. RefSeq names its product myc box-dependent-interacting protein 1 (gene bin1a). Bases 204 to 1835 code for a protein of 543 amino acids. The transcript is spliced from 19 exons. Gene Ontology annotation, molecular function: phospholipid binding; tau protein binding. The record is from RefSeq and is a predicted model, not a curated record. Lineage: Eukaryota; Metazoa; Chordata; Actinopteri; Siluriformes; Bagridae. Gene Ontology annotation, cellular component: synaptic vesicle; plasma membrane; cytoplasm.